Lathyrus sativus (Indian pea) is the source of this 456-nucleotide messenger RNA. The record is from the annotation of a GenBank genome assembly. NCBI's taxonomy places the organism in Eukaryota, Viridiplantae, Streptophyta, Magnoliopsida, Fabales, Fabaceae.
AUGGCACAUUCUAUGAGCUUGAUCUCUAUCGGCCUCACAUUCAAUCAAAUACCUAAAACUAAACUCAGUGUUAGUGGAAGGUUAAAUCCAAGAUCUUCAGCACGGCUUCGAAUUAAGGCAGUGCAAGAAAACGGGGGACAACGUAGACUAGUGGACAUUAUUAGACUUGUGCCUGACCUCUCAAAGAAUUACUUUCGAAGUCCCUCCCGCAGGACUUUGUUUGGUGGAAUCUCCUUGUUGGGUGGAUUUUAUGUUGCACAAACGAUUUCACUAUCUUUUGGAGCUCUUGGAGUCAAUGAUGUUAUUGCGGCAGUGGUAUGUGUGCUUCUUACUGAAUAUGUAACUAAGUUCUAUUACAGCAGGCCAAAAGUUACUUUCCCUGUUGCUCUUCUCAACAACUUCAAAAUGGGUUUCACUUACGGACUUUUCAUUGAUGCCUUUAAGCUUGCCAGUUGA